Molecule: messenger RNA, 1439 nt
Organism: Dioscorea cayenensis subsp. rotundata (Guinea yam)
Lineage: Eukaryota; Viridiplantae; Streptophyta; Magnoliopsida; Dioscoreales; Dioscoreaceae
Product: metalloendoproteinase 1-MMP-like
Exons: 1
Coding region: 304-1296 (330 amino acids)
Biological process (GO): extracellular matrix organization; proteolysis; collagen catabolic process
Cellular component (GO): extracellular matrix
Molecular function (GO): metalloendopeptidase activity; zinc ion binding
Source: RefSeq, a predicted model, not a curated record
UGGGAGUUGGCCUAAACAUGAGGACACCAAAAGUCAGAGUGAAGCUUGUCCCUUAUAUAUUAAGAUCAUGAAAGCAAGAAAACAGAGCAAAGAGUUAUAAGAGAAAGAAUGAAAGGAAGAAACAAAGGAACAGAGAGAUGCAAAAGUUAGUUGGUCACCAACCAUAGAAUCAUUCCUCAUCCUACAAAGGAGACUUCCAAAUAAGAAUCUUCCAAAAAGAAGACUAGCAGUCCCAACUUUGAAGGUAAACAACAUAUAUAUACACCUUUCCCAUUCUUUCUAAAUCAAAGAAGGAGAAAAACCAUGCAUCCUCUGUUCCUAGUCUUCUUCCUCUUUUACACAAGCUACGCCCAUAAACACCAGCUAAACACCACCUCAUGGCACGCCUUGGGAAAACUAGUGAACGCCGAGCGGGGGGCCAACGUGACCGGUGUCUCAGACUUGAAACGCUAUCUCAAUCGGUUCGGUUAUCUCCGCAAGAACGCCAACUACACGGACGUGUUCGAUGUCUCUUUAGAGACAGCGCUUAGUCUUUAUCAAUCCAGACUCGGGCUCCCGAUCACGGGUCGGUUAGAUUCCCGCACGCUGUCCCAGAUCAUGUCACCACGGUGCGGCGUGUCUGACGCUGCAGCGCCGCGCCGCAAGGCGUUUGCUUUCUUUGUAGGCGAGCCACGUUGGGCGCGCGCUAAACCCAUCAACCUCUCUUACGCGCUCUCCCAGUUCGACACCAUCGAUUACAUACCGAGAGCUGAGAUACGUGCAAUCUUGCGUCGAGCGUUCGAUCGUUGGUCACGAGUGAUCCCAGUGAAUUUCAUUGAAUCAGAGGAUUACGAGUCGGCGGACGUGAAGCUGGCGUUCUUUGCAGGGGAUCACGGGGAUGGUGAACCAUUCGACGGGGUGUUGGGCGUGCUCGCGCACGCGUUCUCGCCGAUGAGCGGGAGGUUGCACUUCGAUGCGGCCGAGAGGUGGGCGGUGGACUUUGGAAAGGAGGACUCGCGCGUGGCCGUGGAUUUAGAGUCCGUGGCUACGCAUGAGAUCGGGCAUGUGCUCGGGCUCGCGCACUCGACCGUGCACGACGCGGUCAUGUACCCGAGCCUGAGUCCGAGGAAACGAAAGACGGAGUUAACAGCUGAUGAUGUUGAGGGCGUGCAAGCGCUCUAUGGGUCUAACCCAAAGUUCCAGUUUAGUUCGUUGAUGGAGUCUGUUACUUCGGCUUCUCAGGUCACAAAAGAGACACGUACACGGUGGAGAAGUUGCAUAGGAAUUCUUAUUCUUUUGAUGGUGAUGAUACUUUAAUGAUUCGUUAGGAGAAGGUAGUGGAUGCUUUUGAUUUUUGUGCUUUGAAUCCAAGUUUGGUAUAGAAAAGGGGAAACAAAUAGGAAAUUAAUGGAGAAGACCAACGAAUGGGUUUGAGAUUCUCCAGGGAUUGAUUUUUCUUU